GGAAAAUCGAUAAGCAAUUGAUAUAAACCAGAAUCCAUAAUGACAAGCAAACGGAUGAUUUGGAUUGAUAAACAAAGGGUAUGCACAACGAACAAGCAAAAAAAACUGAGAGUGAAAUCGACAUUAUGGGCGUGAGGGGCGAGACGGGAGUGGAUAUAGAACUUUUAUGCACAAGAAAAAAGAACAGAUAAACGGGCAGAAAUGCUAGGAACGGCAGUGUAGACGGGACGUAGUGCAACGAAGACGGUGAACGUGGAAAAAAAGAAAACAAGCAUUUUCGUGAACGGAGACAGAAAGUAUAUAAGCAAGAACGGGCGUUCGUAAAUCCCAUGAACAGCAAGUCAAUCCCAAAAGGCUCAAAACACAGACGCAUACUCGAGGACGUGCAUACGUACGCAACGCCGAAGGCCCCUCUUCAUUCCAUUCACAUAAAAUCUCGUAAAUGUUGAUCCACAGACACUCUUCCGCUGUCGCAGGCGUCCAUGCGUCGCAGAGGCACCAGGUCCACAUGUCGAACAGCAGGGCAGACCGAUCCCGGGCACACAUUGCGGAACGAACACAACGGAAGACGGAUUCCUCAAGCCCACUCGACAGCAUAGGCGCCCAUUUGUGGCAAACCGCCAACGCUGCGACGAAUGGCAUCACCAAGGAACAGGAACACCACAGGCACGACAUCGAUCGCGCCCCUGGGAUCGCCGCGCGCAAGGAACACGCGCGAGCUACAGAUAGAACACCGGUGGGGAACUCGGGGGUGGCUGAUGGGGACGCACGACACCGCGCAGACGCAGAGUGGCACUCGUCUGUGAAAACUGGAAAGAAUUCGAAAAGGGGACUAUGCAUUCCAAAGCGUGUAGCCCAAGAAAAGGAUGCGACGUAAUAUUCAAAACCGACAAAUGAUGCACAGCGAAUCGAUGAUACCGAACGAGGCGGCAUGAUGCAGCGCCUCUGCGUCUAUGAGGGGAACGGAUUCAUGCAAUCAUUAGCGGUGGGAGUGCAGAGUGCGGUGGUGGCGUGUAAGGCCAGCAGGCCAGCAGGGGAGCCGUGCGCGUGAAGGGCGAGUGGGUAAUGGUGGAG
This is a messenger RNA of Coniophora puteana RWD-64-598 SS2, 1074 nucleotides long. RefSeq lists its product as uncharacterized. NCBI's taxonomy places the organism in Eukaryota, Fungi, Basidiomycota, Agaricomycetes, Boletales, Coniophoraceae. The coding region runs from base 443 to 877 and encodes 144 amino acids. The record is from RefSeq and is a predicted model, not a curated record. The transcript has a single exon.